Messenger RNA from Vigna unguiculata (cowpea), 750 nucleotides. The record is from RefSeq and is a predicted model, not a curated record. Lineage: Eukaryota; Viridiplantae; Streptophyta; Magnoliopsida; Fabales; Fabaceae.
AUGGUGGGGAGCAUCUUAGAAGGGACUGCCCAAAACCCUCUGGCAGCUCAAAUGGCAAAAGUAGCAUUGGAAAGUGCUACGUGUGUGAUCAGAGUGGACAUUAUGCACGACAUUGCCCUAACAAGAAACCAGUUGGAGGUGCCCCGGCUAAGAAACCAGUUGGAGAGUGGCCUAGAGCACCAAGGCGUAGCCACACAUUCAUUCGUGUCUAAUGAACGCGUGAGGAGGCUCAUUGUAGUGCUGCGAGAGUUGGGGUGUGAGCUGAUAGUUGCGACACCAGCAUCUAGCGAGGUAUCCACCACUUUUGUGUGUAUGGGAUGCCUUAUAGAAGUGGCAGACCGCAGGUUCAAGGUGAAUCUCGCCUACUUGCCGAUUAAGGGCCUGGACGUGAUUUUAGGAAUGGAUUGGCUGUUAGGCAAUCAUAUUGUUAUCGAUUGCGGACGACGCAGUGUGAUUUUUCCAGAGACAGUGGGACAGAAGUUGAUCUCAGCUCAGAAGGCGAUGAGGGAAGUAGAAGUUGGAGCUACUUGUUUUAUGAUAGUGGCUCAAGGAGAGAAUAAAAGUACAACUGAGCAGAUUAGAAGCAUACCAGUGGUGGAUGAGUAUGCAGAUGUGUUUCCAGAUGAGAUUCCAGAAUUACCGCCUAGUAGGAAUGUGGAUUUUGCCAUUGAUCUAAUCCUUAGAGUUGGCCCAGUGUCUAUGGUACCAUACUGGAUGGCGUCGACCGAGUUAGCCGAGUUGAAGAAGUAG